AUGGCAUUCUCAAUCCUACUGCGAAGUGGUGAACAGUGGUGGGAUUCUCAAGCGCCAUGAAUGCGAGGACCUUCCUCAUCGCCUUCUACUCUCCACCGAAGCACCACAGUUCGCCGGCCAUUUCGGUUCCGAGAAAAAUUUUCUACUCUGAUUUCGACUCCAAAAGGCAAAUAUUGCAGUUGCGAGUUUUUCAUCUUGGACGGACCGGAUUGUUUCGUGUUUCGCCGAUAAAUUUGGUUGUUGCCGAUGGUUUGUCGCGUAGAGACAUCGGGAAAGUGCGGGCGGACGUUAAGUCGGAGCCGUACGAAGUUGCUGAGUCCCCACCGGAAUCGGUGGAGUUUGAGGACGCUCUGAGCGACGUCGUAUUGAGAGCUGAAGAUGGAGACGGAGUGGUGGUUCAGUGGUGGGAACAGUUCCCCAAACGUUGGGUCAUCGUGGUUCUUUGUUUCUCUGCUUUUCUCCUAUGCAAUAUGGAUAGAGUAAACAUGAGCAUUGCUAUACUUCCCAUGUCAUCGGAGUACAAUUGGAGUCCGUCAACCGUUGGUUUGAUACAAUCUUCAUUUUUCUGGGGCUACCUUCUCACUCAGAUUGCAGGAGGUGUUUGGGCUGACACUGUUGGUGGGAAACUCGUCUUAGCCUUCGGUGUAAUUUGGUGGUCUGUAGCUACAGCUCUCACGCCAAUAGCCGCCAGGAUUGGGUUGCCUUUCUUACUUGUUGUUCGUGCUUUCAUGGGGAUUGGCGAGGGUGUGGCUAUGCCAGCUAUGAAUAAUCUUCUCUCAAAAUGGGUUCCUGUGGCAGAGAGAAGUAGAUCGUUGGCGCUGGUGUACAGUGGAAUGUACCUAGGAUCCGUAACUGGCCUGGCAUUUUCACCAUUUUUGAUACAGAAGUAUGGCUGGCCAUCAGUCUUUUACUCUUUUGGUUCUUUGGGCACUGUUUGGUUUGCAGUGUGGCUAAAUAUGGCACACAGCUCACCUCUGGAGGAUCCUCAAUUGCGGCCUGAAGAAAAGAAGCUGAUUCUUGGCAACAGCGUAUCCAAGGAACCUGUUAAAUCUAUACCAUGGAGAUUAAUCUUGUCAAAAGCUCCUGUAUGGGCCUUAAUAGUGUCUCACUUCUGCCACAAUUGGGGGACAUUUAUUCUUCUUACUUGGAUGCCUACAUACUAUAACCAGGUCUUGAAGUUCAAUCUCACAGAAUCUGGGCUCUUCUGUGUAUUGCCUUGGCUUACAAUGGCUGUCUCAGCAAAUGUUGGAGGUUGGAUCGCAGACACUCUUGUGAGCAAAGGUUUAUCAGUGACCACCGUUCGAAAGAUAAUGCAGACAAUUGGAUUUCUUGGCCCUGCUUUCUUCCUUACUCAAUUGAGCCAUGUUGAUUCACCUGCCAUGGCUGUUUUGUGCAUGGCAUGUAGUCAGGGCACUGAUGCAUUUUCGCAGUCUGGUUUGUAUUCAAACCAUCAAGAUAUUGCUCCUCGAUAUUCUGGGGUAUUGCUUGGUCUAUCAAACACUGCAGGAGUGCUUGCUGGUGUCUUUGGAACGGCUGCAACGGGUUACAUCUUGCAACAUGGUUUUCUCUCAUCCCUUGUUUUCAAGUUUUCUUCUUUUUCAGAAGGUCCCCUGUUUUUAAGUUGCAAAUUAAUAUCCUAUAUUAAUACUAAUGAGAUAUUUAUGAAGAUUUCUUGAUAAUUGUUCAGUGCCUGUUUGUGAUCCUUCCAUUAGUUUCUGGUUCACACCUAUGGAGAUUCCUUGAAACUCGAGAUUGUGUGAACUUCAAUAUGGUCAAUCUUCAUUGCAAUUAUUCUGUAAUUUUCCCUACAUAGUUGUGUAAAAAUCAGGGAAUUAGUUUGAUAUGGUCCUUGCUUGCCCUAUUUGGCUUCAUAUUUGGGCAAUUUAAAGCCCUAGUUGUGGCUGGGCAUGGACAGUGUGGGGGUUCAAAUUCUAGGCCUUGAACUAUGUAGGUACAUAUUAUUCUGAUAGGAUACUGUUGUGUUUAACUUUGUGAAACCUAGUAUUCCAAAAGGUCAAGACUCGAGCCCUCAGUACAGUGAACACUUCAGGUUAGCUACUUGGUGAGUGGGUACAGAGGAAUGUUAGAAACAGGUGGUUUGACUAUGGUGUUGACUAUUAUAGUGCUGUGUCUACUGACGGGUGGUUCUUAACCCUUUGGUGCCUGGUAUCAUCAAUAUAGGUCAUGUGAAAUUGUUCGAAUAACUUCCCAGUAAGGUGCUCAGACCUUAUUACAGGGCCUUUGCCCGCUGUUGACACUAAUGUGUUUUUCCUGCUUGAGUGAAAUGUAAAGCUUCUGUUUGACGCAACAAUACAUUUCCAUUUCACAAUUCUCAGGUUCGUGGGAUGACGUUUUCAAGGUUUCGGUCGGCCUUUAUUUGGUUGGCACAGUAGUGUGGAAUCUCUUUUCAACUGGUGAGAAAAUAUUGGAUUAAAUCUCUUGUAAACCGCUCACAAGGAUGUCGCAAUUUGUGCACCCACACUCUCUCGAGCCACAAUAGAAGAGUACCACUGAAGAACGGAUAGAAGCAAAAGAUUCAGUUGGGAAAAGGGCAGGCUCUUUUACUAUUUCGGGAUUACAGAACGUUUGCAAAUUUUUUGACAUGAAACAAAGAGCUCUCUGGGAAUGCAAGGGCUCUAUCCCUUGAAUUUGUUGAAGAUGACCUGCUCUUCUGUGCCAUCCCAAUAGAGGGAGAGUAGAAAAUGUGCAAAAAAUGACACAGCUUGUACAAGUUACUGUAGCAUACUAACACAAAGUUUUGCAAUUAUUGAUGAAGCCUAUUGUUCUAUUUCACGCCAACUAUCAUUUUUGUUUUCUAAUCUUU
Molecule: messenger RNA, 2824 nt
Organism: Ilex paraguariensis (yerba mate)
Lineage: Eukaryota; Viridiplantae; Streptophyta; Magnoliopsida; Aquifoliales; Aquifoliaceae
Source: the annotation of a GenBank genome assembly